UCAGCCGCGGGCGGCAUGGCUGGUUCAGCGGGCGGCGCGUGCUGCGCGGGCCCGCAGUGGGCGCUCCUACUGGCCGUCGCGGUGGCCGCCGCUGCGGGCCCCGUGGGCGCCGACGCGGCUCGGAAGUCACGCGUGCCCAGCGCGGGGGCCGCCGUGGCGCAGCGGCAGAAGCUGGCUCAGCAGGCGCGGAGCUCGCGGUCGCUGCUGGCGGGGCUGACGCUACUGGAGACGCUGGCCAUCCGCGCGAACACCGAGCGGAGCUACUUACAGAUGCUGACCAACUUCGUGCAGUGGUGCCAGCAGCACCACCAGGACUGGAGGACGUACGAGGAGCUCGACCUGGUGCUGUCGAGCUACUUCUCGGACCACUACUUGCUGGGGGCGGCGUGCAACAUCGGGAGCCAGACGCUGGCGGCCAUCGCGCACGUCACGCCCUCGCUGUUCAAGCAGACGGUAUCCGUGCUCCCCCGGGCCUCGAGGGCCUCGGCUGCCUGGAAGCGCCGCGCGCCGGGCAAGACCCGGCUGCCGCUGCCGCGCCCUGCAGUCUACGCGAUCGCGGGCUGGCUGAUCAGCCACGGGCAGCUUGGUGGCUUGCUGGGUGGUCCUGGCUUUCGCAGCCUACAUGCGGCCGGCCGAGGCGCAGGGCCUGACGCGCGAGAGCCUGGUGCCGCCGGCCCCGGCAGCCGCUUUUCGCUGGACGAGCUCACCGCGCAGUUCAGCAGCGCGUGCCAGGCUCUGAAGCUGUCGUCGCUGAGGCCCCACCUCUACAGCCUCCGCCAUGGGGGGGCCUCGGACGACCUGACGGGCCGCCGCAGCCCGGUCGAGGUGCAGCGUCGAGGCAGGUGGGCAGUGGCGUCGUCGAUGCGGCGCUACGGCAAGGAGGGCUCCCUGCUGGACGAGAUGGCGCGGGUGAACGCGGAUGUCUUCGCCUUCGGGGCCCUCGUCGAGGCGAACCUCAGCUCUCUCCUCGAGCGCGGGUUCAGCAGGAUGAACCAGUACGGCCAGGUGCCGGCGACUGUGCUGCCGACCCUGGGCCCAGUGGCUGCGGCGUCAG
Messenger RNA from Prorocentrum cordatum, 1054 nucleotides. The record is from the annotation of a GenBank genome assembly. Lineage: Eukaryota; Dinophyceae; Prorocentrales; Prorocentraceae.